Drosophila miranda is the source of this 2007-nucleotide messenger RNA. RefSeq lists its product as uncharacterized. Lineage: Eukaryota; Metazoa; Arthropoda; Insecta; Diptera; Drosophilidae. The transcript is spliced from 2 exons. The record is from RefSeq and is a predicted model, not a curated record. The coding region runs from base 18 to 1916 and encodes 632 amino acids.
GCGUGAAGGUCGUCGCGAUGCUAAAGCGUUGUUUGUGGACCAUAACCCUGCCGUGGAUUGUCCUUAGCCAGACCUACUACAUGAACUUCAUAUUCAAUAACUAUCGAUAUGUGGACCGGGAACGUAAGGAAGUGCAUACCGAUAGGAAGAACUAUACAAAGAAUAUGACCAUCGAAGAGGAGACUCUGGAGAUCAAUUCGAUAGAGUCAGAGACUCUGGAGAUCACUUCAAAGCAGAUUGCGCCCAAGCCAGCGGUCUCCUAUGAGGACUGGCCAUCACUGGAAAGCCAUGAAUCGGAACUGUCUGCAUUAAACACGGAUGAGGAUGAUAAUGCUGAUGAGGUGGAUAAGGUUGACAACAUUAUUGAGAUUAUACAUAACAAUGGGAAACCGAAGAAAACUACCACCAUCACCACAGAGCGACUCACCACAAAGAGACACAUCACAAAACACACCACUAGAGAACCCACCACAGAACAGCCCAUGAUUAAGUACCCAGUAGCAAACAAAAAAAAGAAACCAAAUCGAGAAAAACCCGUCGUAAACAAAGGCUCUACAGUAAAAGUCGUAGAAGUAACCACGGAGAAAUUGCCUAAUUGCAUGCUAAUAGAUAUCAUAGCCGACUCUGGCAAAGGGGCCCAAAAAGAAACCACUACCAAAACCCCAGAGCGACCAAGAAAAACAACCCCUAAGAAACCAAGAAAAACAACACCAAAGAAACCAAUAGAAACAACUCCAAAAGAACCUCCAGAAACAACCCCAGAAGAACCUAUAGAGACAACCCCAGAAGAACCAAUAGAAACAAAUCCUAAAGAACCUAUAGAAACAAUCCCAGAAGAACCUGUAGAAACCAUCCCAGGAGAGCCCAUAGACACAAAUCCAAAAGAACCUAUAGAAACAAUCCCAGAAGAACCUAUAGAAACAGUCCUAGGAGAACCCAUAGACACAAAUCCAAAAGAACCUAUAGAAACAACGCCAGAAGAACCAACAGAAAUAACCACAGAAGCAGACACAGCGGAUGGCACUUCAAAUAAGACCACAGAAUUGAAAACCGUCACACCCCAUCCCCCGGAAUUCUUCCACUAUCCCGGAGCCAAGUGUCACGAGGAACUGGAUCUGCACGAGCUGUUCGGCAUCAGCCUUGAGAGAGAUCGCGGCCUGCCCAGCAAGGUGUUCUGCGAUUUCAACAAUGACUGGGGCGGUCCCUGGUACCUGAUGACUCGCAUCGAGCUGCCGAGUAGGGUGCACAUGCGGCAUUGGUUCUUUGGGUAUUUGACCGAUGACUACAACGACAUGAAUAUCAACUUCAUUUCCCUGGCGCACAUCAUGAACUCCAUGCGGAUAGCCAUGCUGAUCAUCGGACAGGACAACAACGACAAGUUGGUCUACAAUUUGUACGACGAUGUGGUCAUCUCGGGCUUCAACGAUCUCUUCAUGCUGCGCAAGGCCCAGCUGGUGGAGGCCAAUACCACAGAUCUGCUGUUCGUCUCCGUGGGCGAUGUGAUCAACACGUUUUCGGGUCGGAAUCGCUCCUGUCCCUUCCACGUGAUGGGCGGCUGGUGGGGCUUCAACACGUGGCGCCCCACAUCCCAGUAUUUCUGUGUCUUUCCCGUGGAUAGAGACAUCAAGCGUCCGGGCUUCAUAGCCAUCUUCAUCAAGCCCAGUCCUUUUGCCGUCAACAACACGGCCCUGUACGAGAAUGUCAUAACCACACGACGCCCCUGGGUGCCCACCGUCGAUGCCAUUCUCAUGGAGCAGGCUAACCACGACCAGAAGGUGUACUACCAGCUCAGAAAUGAGGAGUUUCUGGACACCAAGAGGGCCGCGCUGGCUGAGCUGGGGCGUCGCUCUCAGAUCUUCAGAGACUUUAACAAGAACCGAAUAAUGGACAACGGCCAGCCAUUGGGCCCUACAUAGCACAUGAGCAUAUCCUAGACUUAAGGACGAGAGCUGGUACUCACAACAACAAGAGAGAGAAAAGAUUUUAAUCAAAUACUCAAUAAAUAUA